Molecule: messenger RNA, 1216 nt
Organism: Bursaphelenchus okinawaensis
Lineage: Eukaryota; Metazoa; Nematoda; Chromadorea; Rhabditida; Aphelenchoididae
Source: the annotation of a GenBank genome assembly
AUGACGCUCCUGGAAGGAGAAGCGCGGUUCCGGACAAUUAACGUAAUGAAGGAAAGGAGAUCCAGUUCUCAGGUGAGACGGCUACCUAUUUUAAUUGAGGACCGCCACACCCUUAUAAGCCAAGGAUAACGUUGUCUUAAGAGUUUAAUAAUGCUACCGAUCAUCACGGUGCUCUUAGCAGGCUUGCUCGUUUUGCCGGCUCAAAGUGUAAGUGCUACGUCAAGUUAAGGUCAUUGUACUUAUAAAUAAGUAAAAUAUAUUUUUUAAAACUUUUUACUUUUUAUACUACUUACAAUACAUAGAUCAUAUUUCAGUGCGUAUCAUCUGGAGUUUGUGGCGGUUCUUCGUGCUACACUCCCCCUCCAGUCCAAUGUAACCCCAGCAGCUGCCAGCAGGGUUACUCUUGUGGUCAUUAUGGCUGCGCCCGUAAUCGUGCUCGAUCUUCCCUCACACAAAAGGUAUGUAUAUUAACAUAAACAAAGCUUUAAAAAAAGGUGUUAUAAACUAAUAAACUAUUCAGAAUGGCAUCGUAGUACCAGUAGAAGUCUUUGUUAACCAAACUGUACCAAGCAGAAACAUCUUCGGAGUUGAAAGACACAAAUUUGUAAAUUCUGAGGAAAAAAUCGACCAGAAGAUGUACGACAAACUAACUGUAAGUUUUGUUUACAGUACCUUAUGCUUGUUUUAACCUUCUCAAAAUUGUAUUUUACCUAUUGAGAUAUUUUAGAAUCCAAACUACUUGUUCAGACAAUGUUGUGAAGAUCGCCAUCUCCCUGACGCUUGUCUCCAGAAAUGUCAUUUCAAUGUGUUCAGCAAGGAUGUGGUAGGUAUUAAUAACUAAUCUCUCGUUCCACUUUUCAACCAGAAUUAAUUAAACUUUAAUUUAAAUACCUUUCUUUACUCAAAACCUUAAUUCCAGCUCCAAAACAUGUUCUUCAAGAACGAUCCAUGCCCAGUAGAAGCAGCUGCUGACAUCCAAUACUGUGCUGCUCAAGGCCGUGACCAUCGUCCUUGUUGCCACGUAAACGGUGUUCAGAGCACGUUGGCUGGAGAAAAGUGUCUCACCUUCUGUGACCAGAGACCAGGCAAAGUGGUACAGCUGGAUUACUCUUACUUGCCAUGCUACGACCGUUUCGAGACCAUCAAACGAUGUUUCUACGACGAGAUCAAGAACAGAAUGGAGGAGAAACUGGCUCCCCAUCUAGACAAGAACUGA